CUGACCGGUGGAUUGCAGUGUGAUUCCCAAAAAUCGCUCACAUUCCGCUCUAAUUAGCUCACGCAGAUCGCGCGUCCGAAUCCGAGCGCGCCAAGAUGAAUCAACAGUGCAAAGUGUGCGGUGAGCCAGCUGCCGGGUUUCACUUCGGCGCAUUUACCUGCGAAGGAUGCAAGUCGUUCUUCGGCCGGACCUACAACAAUUUGUCGUCCAUCUCGGAGUGCAAGAACAACGGCGAGUGUGUAAUCAACAAGAAGAACCGUACCGCCUGCAAGGCGUGCCGGCUGCGGAAAUGUCUCGUCGUCGGAAUGUCGAAAAGUGGCUCCCGGUACGGGCGGCGCUCGAACUGGUUCAAGAUCCACUGUCUGCUGCAGGAGCAACAGCAACAGCAACAGCAACAUCAGCAGCAGCAGCAGCAGCAGCCACACAGCCAGCAGAAGACCUCUGGCCACGGCAACAACAACGGCGGCGGUGGUGGUCUCACGAGCAAUCACAAUAGCACUACGACCACCUGUAGUAGCGGCAGCAACAAUAACACCGCCAGCACCAUCAGCAACAACAGCACGAGCAACGAGAACAGCAACAACAGCACCAGUUCUCCGGGCUUGUCGAUCUCGAACGGGUUCCUCACUGGUAGCUUUCUGUCGAAUCUCUGCCACAACAAUAACAACAACAACAAUAGCAGUAACAAUAACAACAACAACAACAACCCCAAGACACACAAUAACAACAAUAACAGUGUCACGGUGAAGAAAGGCUUGAAGCGGCCCAGCACCCCGAGCGACUCCGGGGCCUCCUCGGCCGAUCCGGACGACGGUGGCGGUGUCGGUGGCGGUGGGAGCGGCGCGUUCAAGGAUCCGUUCCUGGCCACCGGUCUUGACGAAGGGGGCCUCUCGAAGCUGGGCCCCCGAAUGCCGUGCACCCCUCCAGCGUCCGCCUCGCUCCAAUCCCUGUCCCAUUCCGACAGCCCGUACCGGCCGCUGCUGCUGGGCGAUCGAAUGUCCCCGUUCCUAUCGACCGCUCCCCUGCGGCCCGAUGGAUCCCCCUUCUUCCCGCCCUUACCCUUCGCGAUGCCGCCCCUCGAGUUGCUCGCUUCGGCCCACCACCAUCACCAUCACCCGAAGCGGGAGCACGAGCAGAGUGAACCCAUCGACCUGUCCAUGAAGUCUAAGUCAUCGUCCAGCUCCGGAUCGCCGGAGUCACCACUGCGGAUAGACAGUAGCUCCCCGGUGCUCGCCGAUGCGCACGAGCCCACCAACCUGUUGGUCCCACUCGCCAGCAAACCCGUGCCGCUGGAUCUCUCGACCUUCGUGCGAAGCAAAGCCCUGUCCGGGUAG
Molecule: messenger RNA, 1334 nt
Organism: Anopheles bellator
Lineage: Eukaryota; Metazoa; Arthropoda; Insecta; Diptera; Culicidae
Product: protein embryonic gonad
Exons: 3
Coding region: 96-1334 (412 amino acids)
Biological process (GO): regulation of DNA-templated transcription
Molecular function (GO): sequence-specific DNA binding; zinc ion binding; DNA-binding transcription factor activity
Source: RefSeq, a predicted model, not a curated record